AUGGAAACAAACUCAAAUCCAGAAAAUAUUUCCAAUUCAUCUCUCCAAAGAGAAAAAUGGUGUGGGCACCAAUUCCUUUACAAAUUCCAUGGCUUUUGGUUCACACAAACAUAUCUUGAAACCACCAAAAGAGUUGUUGAAAACUUCAAACCUCUCCCAAAUGAUGUAAUUUUAUGCUCUUUCCCCAAAACAGGGACCACAUGGCUCAAAGCCCUUCUCCACUCCAUCACUCACAGAUCUGAUGAAAGCAACCUUUUGAUCUCCAAGCAUCCACAAGAACUAAUCCCAUCUUUGGAAACAAAUCUUUACGUUCGACAUGUUGAGAACAAUGAGAAGAGUCCUGAAUCUCUUCUUACCCUUAAUGAAGAUAGGGUUAGAAUCCUUGGAACCCAUAUACCAUACCAAAUCUUGGGUAAUGUACUGAAUUCAAGCGAGUGCAAGAUCGUUUACAUGACAAGAAAUCCAAAGGACACCCUUAUUUCUCUUUGGCAUUUCGUGCGUAAAUCUGAGAAAGUUGAGGAGGAUCCAUGGGAGUUAGAAGCUGCUGUUGAUCAGUUUUGUAAUGGGAUUGUUGUGUUUGGAUCAUACUAUGAUCAUGUCUUGGCUUACAGGGAAGAAAGUGUUGAGAGGCCUGACAAGGUGUUUUUGGUGACUUACGAGGAAAUGAAGGAAAAUCCCAAGGAAUGUGUGGAGGAGCUUGGUAAGUUCUUGGGGUGCCCAUUUGAUGAAGGAGAAAAUGGAGCGAUGGAAAUUAGUGAAAUUGUAAGGAAUUGCAGCUUUGAGAACUUGAGCAACCAGGGUGUGAACAAGUCAAGCGAGCUGCCAGACGGGUUUCCAUUGCCAUAUAGUUCAUUCUUUAGGAAAGGCAAGGUUGGAGAUUAUAAAAAUUAUCUUGAUGAUGAAAUGAUCCAGAAAAUAGAUAGUAUUACUAGGGAGAAAUUUCACAGGAGUGUUCGGUCCCGUGUACAAGAUAGCAGCACCAGCUCCAAACGGAUUGAUGAAUAUGUACUCAGUUGGGAAGAGCAUUUUCAUUUACUCAAGAAUUUAACAGCUAGCAAUUCUGGUUUGUUAGUCCGAGAGAUCUCCCCAUCGAACGUUAUGCUUGGCAGCGAGAUAGUGGGCCCCGACAGCAAUGGUGUGAAUAAGGCCCACGCAGCAUCCAGUUCGUCACUUCGGAUGAAUAAUCUCCGUUCUCCUUCAAUCGCGUCUAGAACAAGUCUUUCAUAUGCGUCCGUGUACCCUCAAAGUCUAGCAGGGUUCAAGUGGUAG
Striga asiatica is the source of this 1269-nucleotide messenger RNA. NCBI's taxonomy places the organism in Eukaryota, Viridiplantae, Streptophyta, Magnoliopsida, Lamiales, Orobanchaceae. The record is from the annotation of a GenBank genome assembly.